AUGAGCGGCCUGUUGGGUGGCGCGCUGCUGUGCGGCUCGCGAGCCUGGGUCCCCGGCCUGCUCGCGCGCCCCUGCUCGGGAGGGCCCUUCGGGAGCCGGGAGCGGACCCUGGUGGCCGUGAAGCCGGACGGGGUGCAGCGGCGGCUUGUUGGGGAUGUGAUCCGGCGUUUUGAGAGGAGGGGCUUCAAGCUGGUGGGGAUGAAGAUGCUUCAGGCGCCAGAGAACGUCCUCGCUGAGCACUACCACGACCUUCGGAGGAAGCCCUUCUACCCAGCCCUCAUCAGCUACAUGAGCUCUGGCCCCGUGGUGGCCAUGGUCUGGGAAGGCCCCAAUGUGGUCUGCACCUCAAGGGCCAUGAUAGGGCACACGGACUCUGCCGAGGCUGCCCCUGGCACCAUCCGAGGCGAUUUCAGCUUCCACAUCAGCAGGAACGUCAUCCAUGCCAGCGACUCCGUGGAGGGGGCCCAGCGGGAGAUCCAGCUGUGGUUCCAGAGCAAUGAGCUGGUUGACUGGGCAGACGAAGGCCACCGGAGCAGCCUCUACACAGCCUGA
Molecule: messenger RNA, 552 nt
Organism: Pipistrellus nathusii (Nathusius's pipistrelle)
Lineage: Eukaryota; Metazoa; Chordata; Mammalia; Chiroptera; Vespertilionidae
Source: the annotation of a GenBank genome assembly